Paramecium pentaurelia is the source of this 615-nucleotide messenger RNA. The record is from the annotation of a GenBank genome assembly. Lineage: Eukaryota; Ciliophora; Oligohymenophorea; Peniculida; Parameciidae.
AUGUAAAAAAAAGUUAUCAAAAAGUCUUCUACAGUCAAAUAAUUUGAUGCAGCCUCUCCAGCAACUAAAUUAUUAGAAAAGAGAAGAAAGAUGUAUGAGAUACAUGAAGCAUAUGAACAUCAAUAAGACGAAUAUAAAAAGUAUAUAUAUUACUUGAAACUUUCUAAGACAGGAAGAGGAAUUCAAGAAAUAAGAGGAAUAAAUAAGAGAGAAAGACAAAUAGAUAUAAGAAGAAUUGAUAAAGUUUUGUAAUUUCUUAUAGGAAAAUGAGGCAAAGAAAAAGAGAGCAUUAGUUAGGUUUUAAGAAGAGAAAUCAUAUAAAGAAUAAAAAGAGAAGGAAAUAUAAGAUUUAACCGCAUAAUGGACUGAUUUAUAAAGACAUCAAUAGAGAUUGGAAAAGAAAGGUAAACUAGUUUAAUUCUUAUAUCUUAAGUUACAUCUUUAAAGAAGUAUGAAGAUUAUUUGGAUAGUAUCAUAAAGUAAUAUCCAGAAUAAUAUCAUGAUUUAUAAUCAAUUUUGGAUAGAUAUGCAACAUUAACAAAUUCUAAUUCAAAGUUAGUUGAAGAACAUUAGAAUAUGGAGAAGGAAUUUGAGAAACUUAAAUNUUAAGACUGA